AUGAAACUUUUCAAUGAAAAACCUAAGUUUGGAGGAGGCGACACACCAAGUUUUGGUGACCAAGCUAAUGUUGCGUUUAAUACUGAGAAUUUCCCACUUACAAUAUGUAAUCUACUGAAUUCGCUUUUAGGCAAUAAGAAUGUGCUAAUUUGUUUGCUUGAUCGUGCAGUUAAUAAGAAGUGA
This is a messenger RNA of Funneliformis mosseae, 183 nucleotides long. The record is from the annotation of a GenBank genome assembly. NCBI's taxonomy places the organism in Eukaryota, Fungi, Glomeromycota, Glomeromycetes, Glomerales, Glomeraceae.